UAAUCUCGGACCCUGGAUUGGAGUAUAAGCUCGAAUAAAAGUAUAUAAAAAUCCGCUUCUUCUUCUCUUUAAUUUAGUCCCACCUUUAAAGUUUGGCGGGAACAGCUAGUUCCAAACGGGGAUGGGCGGGAAUUACAGAUGUUAUGUUUGUAUUUCCCGCUCAAAGCAUCCUAUAUCAUCUUUAACCCAAAACCCUUUACCAUCUCCCACCAAUUAAAGCAACCAAAUCCUUUUCUCCUCACUCCACAUAGCGCUGCAUCAAACCCAAUUCACUCUUCAGAUCCUUAAAGAUGCCGAGUCUAAUUGAUAAUGGUUCAUCUACGCUGUUAAUGGAAAAUGAAAUUAAAGAUAAGAGAUCUAAUCCCAAGAAGAAAUCAAAAGAUGAAAUUACACCUAAUAAAAGGCAAUUGAGAUCUGAAACGGUGAAAACAGAUGUAAUAGCAAAUGAAAUGGAGCUAUCCUCACCUAAGAAAUGGAAAUCUCCUCGUAGAUGCAUCAAUGAUAGUCCAAAUACCAUUACAAAAGAAAUUUGCAAAACUUUUGAGUCUAAGACUGUGAUAUCAUCCAGAAAAAACCUAUGUGAAAAAUUUAUGGAGAAACCUAAAUGGGAUCUGAAUGAUCCCGAGCAGAUGAAUGCCGUGAAAGAAGUUUUGCAUUUAUCAACUGCACCAUCUGCUAUAGUGUGUCGAGAGGAGGAGCAGAUGCUUGUGUUGGAUUUUUGCAAGGCAUGUGUAGAGGAGGAGAAAGCAGGGAGUCUAUAUGUAUGUGGGUGCCCGGGUACAGGAAAGACCCUGUCCAUGGAGAAAGUGAAACAGCUCCUAGUUGGAUGGGUGGAAGAGGAUGGUUUUCAGUUACCGGAUGUACUAACGCUGAAUUGUACCACUCUUACGAAUACUCGCGAAAUUUUCAGCAAGAUACUUCAGAUAUACCAACCUCACAAGAAGACGGGUGGUGCUUUAUCACCACUUCAACAACUUCAGAAGUUAUUCUCCAUGAAGAAGCAAUCGUCUGAUAAAAGGAUGAUGCUGAUAAUUGCGGAUGAAUUGGACUAUUUGAUUACUAAAGACCGUGUCGUGCUUCAUGAUCUCUUCAUGCUCACAACUUUACCAUUCUCCAGAUGUAUACUAAUAGGGAUAGCAAACGCGAUAGACCUAGCUGAUCGGUUUCUACCAAAACUUCAAUCACUGAAUUGUAAGCCUAUCCUUGUAACUUUUCGAGCUUACUCAAAAGAUCAGAUCCUCAAGAUUCUUCAACAACGGCUUAUGGAUCUUCCAUAUGAUGUCUUUCAACCUCAAGCAUUGGAGCUUUGUGCCAGGAAAGUGGCAGCAGCAUCUGGGGAUAUGAGGAAAGCCCUCUGUGUUUGCAGAAGUGCAAUUGAGAUGCUAGAAGCAGAACUAAAAGAUACAAGCACCAAAUUUCUUGAAGAAAAUUCAUCACUUAAGCAAUCAAUUACUCCCACAGAAAAGUUGUUGAAGGAGCAGGAGAUUAGUAUAGUUAAGGUUGAUCACAUGGCCGUGGCUUUGUCUAGGACAUUCAAGUCAGGAACGGUGGACACUAUACAGUCUCUUCCACAACAUCAACAGAUGAUACUUUGCUCUGUUGUGAAACUCUUUCGUGGAGGAAAGAAGGACACAACUGUAGGAGAGAUGAAUAGAUAUUACACAGACAUAUGCAAGUCAGCGCUGGUUCCCCCAACUGGCUCCUCAGAUUUUACGGACAUGUGUAAAGUGCUUUGUGAUCAGGGUCUUAUUAAGCUUGGCCAAUCACGAGAAGAUAAAUUAAAGAGAGUAACACUAAAAGUUGAUGAAGCAGACAUUACCUUUGCCUUGCAGGGAAUUCGGUUCUUUCGGAAUUGCCUUCAGUGAUCCAAGUCUCGACUGCUUGAGAACUCGGUUUCUUGUCGCUGAAGUGUGUUUAUGCGGUGGUGUGGCUGGUUUCUUCAAUUCAUUUUUCAGCUUUUCAGUGUUUUGAAGUAUCUAACGAUCCAAAGUCUUACUUUGCGAUCACGGACAUACCAGAAUCCAAAAGCAAGUCUGACUCGGUAGUAUCAGAAUAUUGUACAACGUACCUACAAGACACCGAUGUACACUUGAAGAAAAGAUCAAGUGACCGUGUUAAUACCAAAUCAAAGGCUAAUUCUAGAAUACAAACCCUUAACCCGGUGCAUACGCACCCAAAAGUAACUAUAAUAAAAAAUGUAUACCAUGAGAUUGUCGAAAAGAAGAUGUAUACCGUGUGGCCCGUGAUGGUCCACUAUAAUCUCAUCAAAUAAAUCAAUGACAUUAUUUAAUUAGACUGAUUGGUCUUUA
Molecule: messenger RNA, 2309 nt
Organism: Papaver somniferum (opium poppy)
Lineage: Eukaryota; Viridiplantae; Streptophyta; Magnoliopsida; Ranunculales; Papaveraceae
Product: cell division control protein 6 homolog B-like
Exons: 17
Coding region: 291-1865 (524 amino acids)
Biological process (GO): mitotic DNA replication checkpoint signaling; DNA replication initiation; cell division
Cellular component (GO): nucleus
Molecular function (GO): ATP hydrolysis activity; DNA replication origin binding
Source: RefSeq, a predicted model, not a curated record